AUGAAACUUUUAGUGGUGCUUGUAAGCUUUCUGGCAGCAUGCAAGGCCCAGAAUCCUGAACCAUGCACAAGUCCUGCUCUUCUGAGCGGCCAACUGACUUUGGCCACACAGAAUGAACAACUCUGGGCUUUUGCCCGCUACCUUUACGACGCACUUGGACAGAGGAUAAGACUCCAGGAAAUGGGAUUUUACCAGAAUAAGUCUUUUACCUAUGAUGCUCUUCUUCUCUACAGAGAGGGCGUGAUGUACGAAAUUAACAAUCAAGAGUCCACCUGCAAGAAAAGAGCGCUGCGGGCGGACUUCCAUCCUAUGGCGGUCCCGAGAAACGCCAGUCUGAUGGGUCAGGCCGUUCUGGGGAGCUCCUCGGGCCCGGGUCAGGGCGUCCUCGUCAACACGUGGACGGGUCAUCUUCCUGACAACGCACGUUAUUUGGUCACCGUCACGGAAUUUGGAUGCAUUCCCAUCUCGACGUCGUACAGAACUCAGCCAUUUGGAUGGAUGGUGACGAGCUUUUUCAACAACGUCAUUGGCAUUUCGGACCCCAAUCAGCUUAACCCUCCAGGUUUCUGUCAAGACGCACUGCACGAGGAGCCAAUCGACUUCUUCAGCUUGUUCCACAUGAUGAAAUGA
Messenger RNA from Nerophis lumbriciformis (worm pipefish), 630 nucleotides. NCBI's taxonomy places the organism in Eukaryota, Metazoa, Chordata, Actinopteri, Syngnathiformes, Syngnathidae. The record is from RefSeq and is a predicted model, not a curated record.